AGUGCUUUUUUCUUCCACGAGACGUAGACGUGAGAGUGUAGACCGUAAAAAAACAACGGGCUAAAGUACGAACGAACGACGACGACGGAUAGCGAGAAAAGAAUACAAAAGAUAAACUACUUUUGGCAACACCACACGAAAACAAGAAAUUAUAAAAAUAAACAAAGAAAACAUAUUUUUUUCGGUGUUAAAUUUGUUAAAAAACGAACAAACAAAAAUUUGUUAACUCGCUUUAACGGCAGUUGGCCUUACGGUUUUUGUUUUUUGGUGAGACUGAAAAAAGAAAAAGACGUUUGUCCUGAUUUCGUGCCGUGCGAUUGUGAAUGGACAAUUCGUGUCAAAAUACCUACCUUCCUAUCGGAAUUUCCCCAAAAUCCUUUUUAAAGUGGAUGACCAAAGUGUGCUUCUAAAACAAAAUAAAAAGCAAAAAUAAAAUCCUUGGAAACCGUUAGCAUAAAUAUCUAUACCAACCUAUACCUGUUCGCCAGUGAGAUAAUGUUAUAUCAUGGAUAUUUUGGUGACAAUGUGCAACGCAUGUAACAGAUCUAAAACGUAUCCUUAUCGGUUGGUGAUGAUGGCGUGUCCUUGAAUGGGUACGACACCCUUGCGCCCCCGCCCAACUCGCAACUCGCAAAGGUUUUCAUUCAUCUAUGUUUUGUUCAGUCAGUGAGUGAAUCCUUGAAGUGGUGAAAAACAACGAAAGCACAUAAAGCACCUACCUAUACAUCCAGGAACAAAUAUGUAUAAAGUUCCAGGACCAAUUUAGUCCUUAUAGCAUACUUUUUUUUUGUUUAUUUGUUUUCCUUUUGUUUUAUGUUUCGGGGAAAAGAAAAAUAAAUUUUCUUUGCAAAGUUUUCCGCGUGUGUGUGAGCUCUAUUUUUUCAUCAAAUAGUGUGUUCUCUUCUACAUUCAAUACAUAAUAUUCUAUUCCAUGUGCCUCUCUACAGUGUGAUAGUCCUUGUUAUAUUUUUAUAUCUAUUUUUUCGAUUAAAUUUUUAAUUUUCUUACCUUUGAUUCGUAUGAAAAGAUUUGUUUGUUGAAAAAAUAAUAAUUGCCAUCCUGUCGAAGUUUCUAAGCAAAAUCUGUGCAAUCUGCACCAACAAGUGGAGUAGCAGCAGUAGUGCAGGUGGCAGUGGCAGAAACAGUAGUAGCAGUAGCAGUAGUAGUAGCAGUAGCAGGUGCAAGCAUAUCAAGCGAUACAUCACAGCAAUGUCGAUGGCGGUGGCAGAGGACGAAGAUUCCUAUUGCAAAGGAAGUGAUGAUAAUGAAGUACCUGAAGAAAAUUACAGCCUGCCGUACCAGAAUUCGAAUGGUUCAAGUAAUGGAGAAGCUGUAAUACUAAAACUAGAUGUUCCAGUGCCUUUGCGUGAAGAACCAAAAUUUCCUAAAGAAAAAUGGAAAACAUUUAUUGCAUUUGUGAUAUUAUUAGUUAAUUUUAUUUUGGCAACAGUUUCAUUAUCUUUGGUCCAUGAAAGAUUACCCGAUCGAAAUAUUUAUGGGCCAUUGCCAGACGUAUUCUUAGAUAAUGUUGAAGCACAAGAUUGGGCAUUGUAUGUUAGUGAAAUUCUAAUCAUGGUGACCGUUAAUACAUGCAUAUUGCUGACAUUGUUACAUAAACACAGAUUCAUUAUCAUGCGGCGAAUAUUUCUCAUUUUGGCCGUCCUAUACUUUAUGCGUUCGAUCACCAUGUACGUGACAGUGUUACCAGUUUCCAGUAAAACAUACAUUUGCAGUCCAAAACUAAAUACUACAGCCACACCAAUGGAGAUCAUAAGCAGAGCCUUCCAACUUAUGUCUGGCUUUGGAUUGUCAAUUAAUGGAAAGCACACGUAUUGUGGAGACUACAUCUACAGUGGACAUACCGUCAUGCUAGUGCUUGGGUACCUAAUCAUUACAGAGUACUCACCGAGAAGAUUUUUCGUAUUACAUUGGAUUGCCUGGGUUUCGGCCUUUAUUGGGGUUCUGUUCGUUCUGUUGGCACAUGGUCAUUACACAAUUGAUAUUCUGAUUGCAUAUUAUGUGACGACGCGACUCUGGUGGACCUAUCAUACGCUGGCAAAUAAUCAUUUUCUACUUAAGCCGGGCGCAAAUAAUUAUAUUGGUCGCGAAUGGUGGUAUACAUAUUUUAAAUACUUUGAGAAAAACGUCCGAGGACCUGUUCCGCGUCAAUACGAAUGGCCUCUACCAUGGCCACGUAACUUCCAUUCAAAACUACCAAACCGAGAAAGUUAACAGCUAGCACGAGUCUGACUUUUAGUUAAUAACACAACAAAAAGUCGAAUUUUCAGCACUUUCAAUAAUAAUACAAAUAAUCCUCACCAAGCCAUUCGCACUACAUCUUCAAUAAUAACUCAUCAAUCAACUUACAACAACAAUAACAACAACAACAGAACUAACAAACGAAAAUUUCAUCUCUCAUCAUCGAAAACAAAGCUGAACAAUCGUUUCGAAUCCAAUUCCUCAACAACUACUACUACUCCUGGAGAGGAUGGUGUUUAUUAUUCUAAAAGUUGGACACAACACACAAGUGCCCAUAUCCAUCAGUUCAACUCUGGAACUCUCAAGGCUAUGCAAACCAUAAUAUGGGACUACUGUGUACUAUUGGUAUUCAUUUUAGGCGGCCAUAAGAGCAUUUAAUCAUCAACUCUGGCCGCCACAGCUGAACUCGCAAAGGUUUUCUACUACAUCUCAACUUUAAAUCUUAAUAAUAAUUUUAAAAAUGUUAAGCAAUUUUUUUUAAAGCUGACAUUUUCUAUAGAAGAAACAAAAACACACAACAUAUAGAACCAACAAAUUAUAUAUAUAUAUUACAAUAAAGUUUGUUACUAAAAAGAAAAUACAAAACUCAUAUAUAAAUGUGUUACUUAUAUAUACUGCAUAGAACUAAGACUCAUAUACUAAAAAAAAAAUAUAUUAUAUAUAUAUACAGAAGAUGUAAAUAAAAGAACAAAAAUAUAUAACUUCCCACAUUUCAGCGCCUAAAACAUACAUAAAUAUAUAUAAACAAUUUGUUUUCUAUUGCAUACGUGUAGGAGCUUGAGAGAGAAAUUUAUAUAUUUUAAAUGCCAAAAAUGGAUUUGUUUCAAUUAAAAAAAAAAAAAAAAAGAAAGAAGAAAUUAAAAACAUUAAAACAAUUAACAAUAAGAGUAACAAAAUGAAAUUAAAAAUUUAAACAAAUAAAAACGCUUUUUUUACUUUAACCGUUUAGGAUUUAGUUUGUAUCUUUUAGUUUUGUAAAUUUAUGUAAAUAGUUUUAUUAUUAUUAUUAUUAAAAAAUUAUAUUCAUAUUAUAUGUAAAUUGUUGGUCUUACCAUUCAAUUUAAAUUCUUUUCACUUUGCCUUAACAAUAAUUAUUUUUUGUUUUUGCUCUUAAAUAUUCUUGUAGUUUUUUCAACCAUACCCCUCCCCAAGUUCAUUGAAUUGAUUGAAGGAGAAGCCUUUUUCGAAAAUUUGCCUUUUUGUACACAAAGUAAAUAAAUAAAAAUAAAUUACUAAAAAAACAAAAACAGAACAACUAACACUAUACUAUGAUAAAUUAUUGCGUCUGAUUGUAUUUUAGAAAAUUGUAAAAAUUGUUUAAGUUGUCUUCCUGAUUUUGUAGAACAAGAAAAUAAUAUAUAUAUACCUAAUGAAAACGAAACAAACAACAAAAAUUACAUCCCACCCUUUGAAAAGAAAAUUAUAUAUUCUCAAAAAUAGGGUUAAAAAGAAACAUUAAUUUUAAAAUAUUAAUUAAUACAAAUAUAGGUAUAUUAUAUAUAUUUUAAAUUGUUUAAUUGGAAGAGGAAAAAAUUAAGAGAAAAAAAAACUUUUUGUUUGAUUUGAGUCUCAGUUUUAAAUAUUUUGUAAGCUGUUAAUGUUAAAAACAAAAAAGAGGUAAACAAAAUAUAUUGUACCAUUUGAAUGAUAAGAAAAGGAAA
Molecule: messenger RNA, 3920 nt
Organism: Eupeodes corollae
Lineage: Eukaryota; Metazoa; Arthropoda; Insecta; Diptera; Syrphidae
Product: phosphatidylcholine:ceramide cholinephosphotransferase 1-like
Exons: 6
Coding region: 1210-2232 (340 amino acids)
Biological process (GO): sphingomyelin biosynthetic process; ceramide biosynthetic process
Cellular component (GO): endoplasmic reticulum membrane; Golgi membrane
Molecular function (GO): ceramide cholinephosphotransferase activity; sphingomyelin synthase activity
Source: RefSeq, a predicted model, not a curated record